UCACUUCGACGCGCUCCGCUCCGGGACCAACUUUCCUCCUCUUCCUCGCUCCUUGUCCCGCGCGUCGCUGUGCGCUCCCCCGGCUCCUGGUGCGUGUCUCCCCGGGACGUGAAGCUCUCCGCUCGGGCUCCUGACUUCCUCCCUUGUCUUCCCUUGUCCUCCGCUGUCCCCCGUGUCCCCCGUGUCCUCCCGGAUCCGUGGCGCAGGUGCGGAUGAUGGCGCGCGGCGCCCCGCUGCUGCUGUGGCCGCUGCUGCUGCUCUGCGGGCGGCUGUGCGCGGCCCAGCGGCUCCAGAGCUCCGGGCUGAACGGCUUCAGCCUCCACCCGCCGUACUUCAACCUGGCCGAGGGCACGAAGAUCACCGCCAGCGCGACCUGCGGGGAGGACGAGGCCGGCAGGUCGCUGCGGGACCUGUACUGCAAGCUGGUGGGAGGCCCGGUGUCCGGGGACCCGAGCCAGACCAUCCAGGGCCAAUACUGUGACAUCUGCAGCCAGGGGGAGAGCGACCGGGCUCGUCCCAUCACCAACGCCAUCGACGGGACGGAGCGCUGGUGGCAGAGCCCGCCUCUGUCCCGCAGCACGGAGUUCAACGAGGUCAACGUCACCCUGAACCUGGGACAGCUCUACCACGUGGCCUACGUGCUGAUCAAGUUCGCCAACUCCCCCCGUCCGGACCUCUGGGUUCUGGAGCGCUCCGUGGACUUCGGUCAGACCUACCAGCCCUGGCAGUACUUUGCCUCCUCUAAGAGAGACUGUAUCGAACGUUUCGGACAGAGAACCAUCGAGAGAAUCAGCAAUGAUGACGACAUCGUCUGCACCACCGAGUACUCACGCAUCGUCCCGCUGGAAAACGGAGAGGUCGUGGUGUCCUUGGUGAACGGCCGUCCCGGCGCCAUGAACUUCUCCUACUCCCCGGUGCUGAGGGAGUUCACCAAGGCCACCAACAUCCGGCUGCGCUUCCUGAGAACCAACACGCUGCUGGGUCACCUGAUGGGCAAAGCUCUCCGCGACCCCACCGUGACCCGCAGGUAUUACUACAGCAUCAAGGACAUCAGCAUCGGAGGACGCUGUGUGUGUAACGGACACGCAGAGUCCUGCAACGCUCAGGACCCCAGCGACCCCUACAGGUUACUGUGCGACUGUCAACACAACACCUGUGGUGUGUCUUGUGGCCAGUGUUGCCCCGGAUACAGCCAGCUACCGUGGAAACCAGCCACGACCUACAGCGCCAACGAGUGUGAACCCUGUAACUGUCACCGUCACUCGUUCGACUGUGUCUACGACCCGGAGGUCGACCAGAGGAGAGGCAGCGUGGACGUGCAUGGACACCACCGAGGGGGCGGAGUCUGCCUCAACUGUCAGCAUCACACCACCGGAGUGAACUGUGAGCGCUGCACCCCCACCUACUACAGGUCACCUGACCACACCAUGGACUCCCCCCUGGCCUGCUCACCCUGUGACUGUCGCUCGGAGUUCACAGACGGAACCUGUGAGGAUCUGACCGGGCGCUGCUUCUGCAAACCGAACUUCAGAGGAGAGAACUGUGACGCCUGCGCCGCCGGCUUCCUGAACUUCCCCGACUGUUACCCCGCGCCCACGUAUCCCAACAACAACAACAACGGUGAAGCCAAACCAGCCGGAGAGAUCAUCAACUGUGAGUGCAGCGCCGCCGGCACCGUGGACAACUCCUGCCGGCCCGACCCCCGGACUCGAACCUGCGUCUGCAAACACGGGUUCACCGGUGACCACUGUGACACGUGCGCUCCGGGGUUCCAUGGACUCAACUGUCAGGCCUGUCAGUGUUCAGGUCACGGCUGUCUGGAGGGGUCAUGUGACUUGGUGACGGGUCACGGUGUGUGUCGGAGUGGUUUCCAGGGGAACCAGUGUGACCAGUGUGCACCAGGAUACUUCCACUACCCGCUCUGCCAACUGUGUGGCUGCAGCCCGGUCGGCUCUCUCCCUGACGGCUGUGAUGCGUCCGGUCACUGUUUGUGUAAACCAGAGUUCCAGGGACCUCGAUGUGAACAGUGCAGAUCUGGAUUCCACUCCUACCCCAACUGUCAAGAAUGCACCUGUGACCCCCGCACCUCCCUGGACGCCGGCUGCACCUCCUCCGGUCACUGUCACUGUCGACCCGAGUUCAGCGGCGCCGCCUGCCAGCAGUGUGCUCCUGGAUUCUACGGUUUCCCAACCUGCACCCCCUGUCAGUGCUCUGCAGAGGGCUCUCGUUACACCAGCUGUGACCAGGUGACGGGUCAGUGUGUGUGUCUGUCCAACGUGCACGGACUGAGGUGUGACAGCUGUGCACACGGGGCCUACGGCUUCCCCAACUGCCAGGCUGGGACGUGUCAUCCUGCCGGCUCCGUGCAGAACCUGGUGCAGCCUCCGGUCGGUCAGUGUGAGUGUCGUCACAAUGUGGAGGGUCCAGCCUGCGACCAGUGCAAACCUCUGUACUGGAGCCUGUCCUACAACACUCCUGAUGGAUGCACCAACUGUGAGUGUCACACUGCAGGGACCCUGAGUGGAGUGGCAGAGUGUGCACAGGAAACCGGUCAGUGUCACUGUAAACCCAACGCCUGCAGUGGGACCUGCUCCACCUGCAAGGACGGCUUCUACAACCUGCAGGAGAAGAGCUACCUCGGCUGCCAGGGAUGCCAGUGUGACAUCGGGGGGGCAGCAGGUCAGUCGUGUGGAGAGAGGAACGGGCGCUGUCGCUGCCGACCCAACGUGGAGGGAGCCAAGUGUAACCUACCUCGUCCUGAUCACUACUUCCCCGACCUGCACCACCUGAGGUUCGAGAUCGAGGAGGGCACCACGCUGGACGGCCGGCCGGUGCGAUUCGGAUACAACCCUCUGGAGUUCAAGGGCUUCAGCUGGAGAGGCUACGCCCAGAUGACUCCGAUCCAGUCCAAGGUGUUGGUGUCGGUGGUGGUGGGCUCUCCAGACCUCUUCCACGUGGUGCUGCGUUACGCCAGCUGGGGGGGGGCUGAUGUCCGGGGCCGGGUGUCGGUGAUGGAGGACGGAUGGAACUACCGCUGUGGUAACUGUUCUGAACAGUCCAAGCAGAUCGUCUUCGCUCCCAGUGCAGAACCCUCCUUCCUCAACGUCCCACAGAACAACUUCGUGGAACCGUUCGUCCUGAACCCGGGAACCUGGACUGUGGUGAUAGAGGCCGAGGGCAUCCUGCUGGAUUAUUUGGUCCUGCUGCCCAGUGCCUACUAUGAAGCUCCCAUCCUGCAGAUCAAGGUCACAGAGCCCUGCAGCUACAGCUCCGCCCCCGGCGCCGCCCACAAUUGUCUCCAGUACAGGUAUCUCUCCCUGGACUCCUUCCCGUCCAUCUCCGGUACCGAGGCCAGCUGCCGUAACGACAACCACCUGCCCCGCCCCUGCCCGACUGAGCGGGUGACCCCACGCCACCCGGACAUGGCGGUGUGCAGUGGCUAUGAUAUCAGCGUGGAGCUGCGCGGCCGCCUCCCGGCUCCGGGGGACCACGUCCUGCUGGUGGAGUAUUCCAGUGAAGAAGAACUUCCUCAGACUGUGACCGUGGUGGUGAACGCACCGGGGACCCGAGCCCAGCAGCACAGUGUCACCCUGCUGCACUGCAAGUUCAGCUUCCUGUGUCGAGUGGUUGCCAUCGAUGCUCAGGACCGAGUGGCCGUCUUCUCUCUUCCCACUGACGCUGAGGUCCAGCUCAUCUCUGACCGGGCCAGCUUCUUCCUGCACAAGAUCGUCCUGGUGCCUAAAGGUCAGUUCACCAUGGAGCUCGUUGACCCAAAGAUUCACUGCAUCAGCACCAACGGGCAGUUCUCACCGGACAGCUCCUCCUGCUCGCCCUCACGCUUCCAGACGCCAUCGGACUCCCUGGUGCUGAAGGAGGGACAGAGCUCCUCCGUGCAGGAGCCGGUCCUGGCCUCGCCCGCCGCCGCUCCUCCUCCUCUGCCGCUCUACCAGAGCGACGGGCCGGCCUGGACCGGAGGAGACAGACCUCCUCACGGAGUGGACAACAGCGACCACGUCCGACUGGACUCUCUGCAGAAUGCCGCGGUGUUCUCGACUCGUGUCCACGCGCUGGGACGUUACGUCUUCAUCCUCCACUACCACCAGCCGCUCCACCCGACCUAUCCUGUGCAGGUCCACAUCAAUGGGGGACGGAUCUGGACAGGCCAGGCCAACGCGUCCUUCUGUCCCCACGCGUACGGCUGCAGAAACGUCCUGAUCUCAGAGAACCAGAUCAUCCUGGACGUGACCGACCACGAGGUCUUCAUCACCGUGCAGAUCCCUGAAGGAAAGACCCUGUGGCUGGACUACGUGCUGGUGGUUCCUGAGACCAGCUACAGCUCCAGUUACCUGAACGAGGAGCCUCUGGACAAAUCCUACGACUUCAUCAGCAGCUGUGGUCAAAACAGUUUCCACAUCAAUCCGGCCUCCGCCUCCCGGUUCUGUCUCGGCUCGGCCGUGUCGCUGUCGGCCUUCUUCAACAACGGGGCGAUGGCGUGUGCGUGUCACGAGGUCGGAGCGGAGAGCGACACCUGCGAGGCGUUCGGCGGGCAGUGCCGCUGCAGGCCUCACGUGAUUGGCCGAGACUGCUCCAUGUGCGCCACGGGCUUCUGGGGAUUCCCCAACUGCAGACCUUGUAACUGUGGCAGCAGGUUGUGUGAACCUGUGACCGGAGACUGCAUCUGUCCUCCGAGGACGCUGCAGCCCGAGUGCACCCAGUGUGAGCCCCAGACGUUUGGCUGCCACCCGCUGGUGGGAUGUGAGGUCUGCAACUGCUCCCGGCCCGGCAUCGACUCCCCCGACGUCAGCUGUGACACGCAGAGUGGACAGUGCAGAUGUAAACUCAACGUCGUCGGGCGUCAGUGUGACCGCUGCGCUCCGGGCUUCCAUGGCUUCCCUCACUGCAGGUCAUGUGACUGCAACGAGGCGGGAGCCGAGGAGGAAGUGUGCGACGCCUUCACAGGACAGUGUCUGUGCAAGGAGAACGUCCAGGGCUCUCGCUGUGAUCAGUGCCGAGUUGGUACGUUCCACUUGGACCCAACCAACCCCAAAGGCUGCACCAGCUGCUUCUGCUUCGGAGCCACCGACCGCUGCCGCAGCUCGGACAGGAGGCGCACGGAGAUCAUGGACAUGACGGGCUGGGUGCUGCUGGGGGCCGACCGGCAGGAGGUGGUGGUGGUGGUGUAUCCUGACCAGGACCUGGUGGAGGCCGACCUCAGUGACGUCCCUGACGUCUACCAGGACCUGUACUGGCACGCACCCAGGACCUACCUGGGAGACAAGGUGUCGUCCUACGGAGGUCUCCUCAGUUAUCGUCUCCACACUCAGACCAUGAGAGGGGACGUGUUGUCUCUGCCUGCAGAGUCCUCCAGACCUGACAUCAUCCUCAAGGGGAACCAGAUGAGCCUGGUGUUCAUGGAGAGAGAGUACCCUUCACCUGAGGAGCCUCACCUGGGAAUCGUCCACAUGGUCGAGGGAAGUUUCCGUCACGCUCAGACUGGGAACUCGGUGUCCCGUGAGGAGCUGAUGAUGGUACUGGUGGCACUGGAGUCUCUGCAGAUCCGAGCCCUCCACUCCCAGUCGGCCCACUCCGUGUCGCUCCGCCGGGCCGAGCUGGAAGGAGCCGAGCAGCUGCCGAGCGGGAGCCACGCCAACACCGUGGAGAUCUGCAUGUGUCCGGCCAACUACCGAGGAGACUCGUGUCAGAAAUGUGCUCCUGGUUUCUACAGAGACACCAUCGGCCUGUUCCUGGGGAAGUGUGUCCCCUGUGCCUGUCACGGACACUCGGACCGGUGUGAGGACGCCUCGGGACGCUGUGUGGACUGUCAACACAACACGGCCGGCGACCACUGUGAGACGUGUCAGGGGGGGUUCCUGGGCAACAACAGCCUGGACGGACAGGCGGUGUCCUGCUCCAGCUGUCCCUGUCCCCUGAGGGUCUCCCUGAGGGUCUCGUCCAACAAUUUUGCAGAGGGCUGUGUGCAGAGGAGCGACAGGAUGCAGUGUCUGUGUAUGCCCGGUUACGCUGGACCAAAUUGUGAAAGGUGCGCCCCCGGUUUCUACGGCAACCCCAUGGUGCUGGGCAGCCGGUGCCAGCCCUGUCGUUGCCACGGCAACACGGACCCCAACAUGCUGUUCACCGACUGUCACCCGCUGACGGGCGAGUGCCUGAGCUGCAUGCACCACAGCGGGGGGGCGCUCUGCGACGUCUGCGCCCCCGGGUUCUACGGAGACGCCGUCUCCGCCAAGAACUGCACCGAAUGCAGCUGUUCCCCGUGCGGCACCGACUCCUGUGACCCUCACACGGGCGAGUGCCGCUGUAAAGCCGGAGUCACCGGGCCGCGCUGCGACCGCUGCCAGGUCGGCUCCUUCGGCUUCGACUCGUGCUCCGGGUGUCUCCAGUGCGACUGCGCGGCGGCGGCGGCGCUGGUGACGGCGUGCGACCCGCUGAGCGGCCGGUGCGCCUGUCAGCCGGGGGUCAACGGGCCGCAGUGCCGACAGUGCGCUCCCGGCUUCUGGAGCUACGGAGCUGACGGAUGCAAGAAGUGCGAGUGUCGGGGGGGUCGCUGCGACCCGCGCACCGGGGAGUGCCGCUGCCCGGACGGGAUGACGGGGAAGCAGUGUGACGUCUGCUCGCACAAACACAACGUCCUCGUGGAGGACACGCACGGGACGCACUGUGAAACGUGUGACGGCUGCGUCCUCGUGCUGCUGGAGGAUCUGGACAAGAUGAGCAACAACUUCAGCUCCGUCAGCGCUCAGCUGAAGAACCUGAACGCCAGCUCCAUCGCCUGGGCCCAGCUGAACGCCCUGAACCAGUCUGUGGACGGCAUCGCUGCUGCGAUAGAGAACUACAACAGUUCUCUGGACGAGAGCCGGAGUCGAGCCGACAUGUUGGAGGCUGAGAUCAUGAACAUCAAUGAUGACAUUAAUGAGCUGCAGGACAAGGCGUCAGUGACGGGCGAGCGAGUGGACAGUUUGCAGAACAGUACCACCGACACACACCAGAGGGCGCAGGAUCUCCUCCUGUUCAUCCACAACCUCACUAUGGAUAUAAACGACGUCUUACUGAUGUCCAACCGCUCGUGGACCAACGAGACGGAGGCCGAGCAGGACGUGGAGCAGCUGGAGAGGAAGAUGAGGGAGGUGCAGGCCAUGCUGAGGGAGAUGAGGAGCAGGAGCUGUGUGGGACAGAAGAAAGUGGCCGACCGAGAGAGGACGGAGGCCGAGAAGCUGUUGCAGCGUGUUCACAAGGAGUUGGCCGAUCGUCAGGGACAAAACAACAACCUGACCCAGUCCGUCAGAGACGGUCUGUCCCACUUCCUGUCUGAGAUGAUGGACCUGCGAGACGCCCUGAACGAAGCCGUCAACAACACGGCGAGAGCCACAGAGGUCAACAACGCCAACGAGAAGACGCUGGAGGACAAUCAGAGGAAGAUGGACGACCUGCUGUCCCAGCAGAAGGAGGUGACCGACCAGCUGGACAUGGCUGAAGAGGACGUGGCGCAGGUCAACGACCUCCUGUCCGAGCUGCAGGACUCCAAAGAGGAGUACGAGCGCCUGGCGGCUCAGCUGGACGGAGCCCGGACGCCGCUGCUGAAGAAGGUGCAGGAGUUUGCGUGGGUGGAGAACAGGAUCCCCCUGGUGGAGGAGGCGGAGAAGCACGCGGCGCUGCUGGACGCUUUAGCCACGAACCUGAGCAGUUUGGUUGAAGAGACGAAGAAGGACGGAACCGUGGACGUGACUCAGACCUACAACAAGAUCAUCACCAGCCUCAGGGAGGCGGAGGAGGCCGCCAAGAUGGCCGACCAGGCCGCCAACGCCACCUUGGAGAACGUGAAGAACCAGGACCUCGGGGGGAUCGCAGUCGCUCUGAGGAACCACAGCGUGGACCUGAAGGACGAAGUCGAGAAGCUCGAUGAGGAACUCAACAACGAUCUGAAGCCAAAGCUCGACGAGGCUGAGAGACGACUGAAGGACGCGAAACACAAACAGACUCAAGUGAUGAAGGAUCUGGAGACGGUUCAGAACAACCUCAACUUCACCUCGAACGUGAGUCAGCAGAUCCUCGAGGCGAAGGCGGCGGCCGACCUGGCGAACACCACGUCCAAUCAGGUCCGCGACGCCCUGCGGCCAAUCAGGGAGCAGCUGGACCAAUGGGAGCAGACGUACGGAGACGUCAACGCCACCAACGACGACAUCAACAAGGCGCUGGAGGACGCCAAUCAGACCAUGCUCGAGCUCGGGGCCACGAUUCCCAGUCUGCUGUCGAGGCUGGACGUCCUCCAGAACCAGUCCAUCCUGAUGCCCAACAUCUCAGAGAACAUCAACCGCAUCCGGGAGCUCAUCCAGGAGGCGCGCAACGCCGCCAGCAAGGUGAGCGUCCCUGUGAAGUUCAAUGGAGCUUCAGGUGUCCAGGUGAGGACUCCCUCUAACCUGGCCGACCUGGCUGCCUACACGUCUCUGAAGAUGUUCAUCACGCUGCCGGAGGGGACUCGGUCCAGAAGACAGGGGGACGGCCCCCAGCAGUUUGUCUUCUACCUCGGCAACAAGGACUCCAGUAAGGAGUUCCUGGGCAUGGCGCUGGACGGGAAGCAGCUUCGUUGGUUCUUUAACGUUGGAGGAGAAACUGCUGAGGUGACGAUGCGUGAAGACGUCAAGUCUGAUGGAUCCUUCAACACCGUCGGGCUGGAGAGGAUCCUGCAGUACGGUCAGAUGUCCAUGUCCUCUGAGGCCACGGGGGGGGACCAGAGUGUCACUAAAGCCGGCACCGAGGCCACAGGAGACCAGGGGCUCCUCAACCUGCUGACCGACGAGACCGUCUUCUACGUGGGGGGGUACCCCAGCACUUUCAAACCCCCCCCCGAGCUCGAUCUGUCCAAGUUCAAGGGCUGCAUCGAGCUGGACACGCUGAACGAGGAGGUGCUCAGUCUCUACAACUUUGAGAACAUCUUCCAGCUCAACACCACCGAGGAGAAGCCGUGUGGCAGGCCGAAGCCGGUACUGACUCAGGCGUGGGUGAAUGACGCGUCGUACUUCGACGGCACCGGAUUCGCUGAGAUCACCUUCACCGUGGAAUCUCCUCGCAUGCAGCGCUUCGAACAGGAAGUGAAGCUGCUCUCCCAGCGAGGCAUCCUGCUGCUGCUGCAGGACCAGAAUCACUUCCUGUGUCUGGCUGUGCUGAACGGCCAGCUGAAGGUUUUCUAUGAUUUCACUGAUGAACUGGUGGAACUGGAUCCCAAAGAGCCAGACUCAGAGUUCCUGCUGGUCAGCGACGCCGAGCCCAAAGCUCUGGAGGUCAUCAUCCUGCAAGGCACCUCGAACCGCAUCGUGGUGAGGAACAACCGGGUCAACCUUUACAUCCACUCGUUCACCGAGACGAUCCCCUCAUUCAGCGGCAGCUACUACCUGGGAGGAGUUCCACAAGACAAGAUCCCAGCCCAGCUGAAGACCAUGUUUCCCAAGCAGGGUUCUCUGAAGGGCUGCUUCAGGAACGUGAAGGCCUACAGCUCCCACGUGGACCUGAAGAGGAUGAAGAGCUCCGGAGUCAGUUUUGGAUGUGGAGGUGAUCUGCUGGUGGCUCGUGAAGCUCACUUCUCCGGUCAGAGCUUCUUGGAUCUGGCUCUGACCAACGUCCCGAGCCUCAGGGACAACUUCUACGUCAGCUUCAGCUUCAGGACCGACAAGAAGGAGGGGCUCAUGUUCUACCACCAAGAUAAGGACGGAGAGUGUGAAGUUCUCCUGAACGAGGGCCGGGUGGUGGUGAGAGCCGACAAGAGGGAGAUCGUGACCCUGAAGACGUACAACGAUGCCAACAGCCACUACGUCUCCAUCUACAUCAACACCACCGGGAUGCGUCUGUACAUGGACGACGUGCUGGAGAAGGGCAAGGAGGGAAUCCGUAUCAACACCAGGGGGCGCUCACCGCUCACCUCAGGGGUCAGCACCUUCCUGGGAGGAACGCCCGACCAGGCCAGCACCAACCUCACCGGGUGCAUCAGCAACGUGUUCAUCAAGAGGGACACGAGUCCUCAGGCGGUUCAGAACCUGCUGAAGGUGAACGAGAACGUGAACGUCCCUCUGGGUUGUCCCGCCGCCGCCAAGCCUCAGCAGAUCCUCGCUGCACAGCCCAAACACAACAAAGCCAAGAAGCACAAGAAGCCCUCGGGGUCUCGCAGCCGUAACACCAGGGAGUCGUGCCAGGGGGCGCCGUCGGACCAGGAGAGUGGAGCGACGCACUUCAGUGGCUCCGCCCACAACCACCAGAGAUAUGACGCUCUGCCCAGGUCGCUGAGCUCCAUGCCUCACAUCUCCAUGUCUCUGAGGAUCAACUCCUCUGAUGGCGUGGUGCUUCAGGCCGGCGGCGGGCCGAGCGGGGGGGCCGUCCUGACCCUCAGCGUGUCCGGCGGCCGCCUGCUGCUGCUGCUGGACGCAGGCAAGAGGAAGCUCAGCCUGCGCAGCCGCAGGAAGUACGACGACGACCGGUGGCACACGGUGUUCGUGAAGCGCGAGGGACAGAAGCUCGUCCUGAUCGUGGACGGGAUCGACGCUCACUCCAAGAAGCUUCCUGGAGGAGACCGGGCUCGGGUCGCCGGGCCGCUGUAUGUGGGAGGAGCUCCGCCCACACUGAUGGCUCCAGGAGGCUUCACCGGCUGUGUGAGGGACCUGAGGCUGAACGAGGCCCCUGCAGGAAGCCCCUCCUUCAGCCAGGGGGCGGUGCCCUGCUUCCAGAACCCUCUGCAGCCCGGGGCCUACUUCUCUGGAGAGGGGGGGCACGUGGCUCUAGAUGAGUCCUUGGUUCUUGGUCGGGAUCUUGAGAUCCAGUUGGAGGUUCGACCCGUCUCGGACUCUGGGCUCCUGUUGCAUGCUGGGACAUCAGCUGACCAGCACCUGAGUCUGGUCCUCAGUCAGGGAGAGGUGACGGUCUCAGUAAACAGUGGUAAAGGUGAGUUCUCGGCCUCCUUCACUCCUGAGGAGCCUCUAUGUAACGGACACUGGCACACCAUCACAGUGGUGAAGAAGAACAACGUCCUGCAGCUCCACGUGGACGCAGCCAGCGAGCUCAGUGUCGGGCCCAGACAGAGCCGCACCGCAGGGGCCGAGCAGAGCGUCUUCCUGGGAGGGAAACCUGGAGGCGCCACUGUUCCCGGUCUGCCUGCCUUCCACGGCUGCAUCCGCUCGGUGACGGUGAACCACAGAGCUGCCGUGUUGUCCAGGCCGCUCUCUGUGCACGGAGCAGUGGGAACACUGGGCUGCCCAGUCGUAUAAACCAGUCUUAUCUUCACAUUCCACAACUGCAGAUUAAUGGUGGUGGGUGUCAUGUUACUGUAGCUAAUUUAAAAUAUAUAUUAAUAUUUAUUGUAUAUUGUCAGAAAAUAUAUAUUUUAUAAUUCCGUUUGUCGUCGCAUUAGUGCUGGUUUGUUUUUGUGUUGCAGGUAGAGAUGCACUGACACGAUUUCAAAUCUAAAUUCAUAAAUCAAUGAGUGUUUCAUAUAUUCAAUUUAAUCGAUUAGUGUCAAGUUGUAAAUAAACACAACGCAGAUUGAUUCUCCUACUUUUCCCUCAUCAGUGAAGAAUUGAUUUUAGCUCUGAUAAUCUUCCUGUGGCUCCAAAACUGUGUUCCUGAGUUGAACUGUAUUGAGGCACAGGAUGUUAACAUCUGUGUGUUACAGAGAAUAUUAAGAAUGAUCCUGAGUCUGUACACUGUGACCCUCUGAAGGGGGACGCUGCCUCUGACACUGACCUGGACUCAGAUUUGAAUCAUUACCUUUUAACACACUGGUGAUAUUUGAUCUUCCAAAUCAGUUUCUGCAGAUUUCACCAAGUUAAAUUUAAGACUUUUAAAACCAUAACGAAUGAGGUUGAAGAUAAAUAACUUCUGAGACGGAUCAGAAGGAACUCCAGAGUCUGGAUCAGUUAAUAAGUGAAGGUGGAGUAGCAGAGGAGAGGAGAACCUGGAAACACCACGUUGUUUCUCAGGAUCUGAAUCAGGCUGAGUGACCUGAGAUCAGUGUGUUCAUAUCUGUAUCACUCACAAACCCUGUAGAAGAUUGUGUUCAUAUCUUUCAGUUUUUUCACAAAUCAAACGUAUUUGAAGUUUUUUCUUGCUUUGCUUUGUGAUAACGAGUUUCACUUGUUGAGUCAAAUCCACGUCCCAGUGGUCGAGCUGUCCCAUGAGCAACUCCGUCUGUCCUCUGUCCUCUGUGUAAACAUGUACCCAGUGUGUGUGACGCGUGUUGUAUAACCUUUUAAAAACAUCUCACAGAAAGAAUAAGCUGCCCCCCCCCUCACAUGUGUUGUAAAUGCAUUUCUAAAUAAAGGAUGUUUUCAUAUAAA
This is a messenger RNA of Platichthys flesus (European flounder), 12332 nucleotides long. It is a transcript of the gene lama5, whose product is annotated as laminin, alpha 5. The transcript is spliced from 80 exons. Lineage: Eukaryota; Metazoa; Chordata; Actinopteri; Pleuronectiformes; Pleuronectidae. Bases 213 to 11264 code for a protein of 3683 amino acids. Gene Ontology annotation, molecular function: signaling receptor binding. The record is from RefSeq and is a predicted model, not a curated record. Gene Ontology annotation, biological process: regulation of cell migration; regulation of embryonic development; regulation of cell adhesion.